GCUGUGCAGGACUUUUCGCGUCUACGUUUUCUCCGCUUUCGAUUCUCUUACCGGCCGGCCGAGUUGAAGUUAAUUUUUCAGUACUGUAAUACCGGAGUCGAUAGUACAUAUUUGGUUAUGUAUAAGCUCGUUUACCUCUCGUUGCUGGGGCUCGCGGCGGCGGCGCCCUCGCCUCAGCGCAAUAGGGGCGGUCAGCAGCAGAAGCAGACGGCGCAGCAGCAGGCGGCGAAGGUGCCGAUGGGCAUCACGCAGGCUCAGGACGGGAGCAUGAUCUUGGACGAUAUGGUGAUGGUGAACGGCCUACCUAUCCGAUUCAAGAUUGCGGCGCCAGCGGACCAGUUCUUGCCUGCGUCGGGGGUGCCAGGCGCAGCGGCGACAAGUGGGAACGGAACUAUGGGGGCGAACGUUCUGCUGCAUGGUGACGGCGGCCAGUCGUUCUUCGACAUGCCCAACCAGAACGUACAGGCCAACACCAUGGGUGUCGCGCUGUUGGCCCCAGACCCAAACCUCUUCUGGGGCGGCGGCAGCGGCCUGCAGCGCACCGACGGCGUGGCCCACGCGCAGGCGGUCAACGACUUCAUCCAGAAUGAGAUGCCGCAGCGCGUGGCCGUCAACAUGUCCGCUAUGGUGUUCAGCGGCGUCAGCGGCGGCAGUCUGCUCAUGUCCGGCUUCUUCGUGCCCGCGCAGAUUCAGAACUACGCGCCCAGCGCAGUAGAGCUGAACUGCGGCGGCAUGCCACCUCAAGUGGCGGUAGUAGACCCCGCAGCCGUGGCGAGCACGAGGAUUCACUUCCAGUCCACGCAGUCGGAGCUACAACUGCUACAAGGCAGCAUCCCGCAGUCUGUCACCGCGUACGAGCAGAUUGCGGCUAGUCAGGGCUUGAGCGCGGCUCAGGUCAAUCAGCUGCAGACCGUGGACAACACGCCACAGGGUGGACAUUGCGCGUUCGACGGGCAGGACUUCGUGUCCGGGGUGCAGACCAUGCUGACAAGCUACUCGAAUGUCGUGCAGGGUGGCAAUGGCAUUGUGACUGGCAUUGGCGCGCCGAGCAACGGGCAGGUUACCACUGGUGUUGUCGGAAACGAGAACCUGCAGUUUUCGGGCGGUCGCAAGCGCGACGAGGAGUCGAUGGUGGUCGCUAGGUGGGCGCAGGAUGUUGUGGAGGAGGACGAUGUGGCGCUGUUGGCGUGCGAUCGUACUUCGUGCUAGAUGUCGAUAUAGUAGUGCCUAUAAAUCAAAUAA
This is a messenger RNA of Boeremia exigua, 1242 nucleotides long. RefSeq lists its product as uncharacterized. The transcript is spliced from 2 exons. Lineage: Eukaryota; Fungi; Ascomycota; Dothideomycetes; Pleosporales; Didymellaceae. The record is from RefSeq and is a predicted model, not a curated record. Bases 118 to 1209 code for a protein of 363 amino acids.